Molecule: messenger RNA, 2271 nt
Organism: Brienomyrus brachyistius
Lineage: Eukaryota; Metazoa; Chordata; Actinopteri; Osteoglossiformes; Mormyridae
Gene: cmpk1
Product: cytidylate kinase
Exons: 5
Coding region: 406-1344 (312 amino acids)
Biological process (GO): 'de novo' pyrimidine nucleobase biosynthetic process; CDP biosynthetic process; UDP biosynthetic process
Cellular component (GO): cytoplasm; nucleus
Molecular function (GO): UMP kinase activity; ATP binding
Source: RefSeq, a predicted model, not a curated record
UGUGUGUGUGUGUGUGUGUACGGUUUAGUUGUAUUAACUUAAUUGUGUUUUUUUAUGAUAAACAAUGUCCGCGCACUGUUAUCUAAAUCGAUAGACAUUUUUUACUGAAUAAAAUAUGAAAACCAGCUCUAUCCAUUCAUCUCCUAAACACUUGACAAGAAAGCAUGGUGCAUGCUUUGUAAAUUAAUUCCCUGAAACUUGGUAGUAGAAAAAAUUCUGAAUUUUAAUGUAAAGCACAGUUGAAUAGUGAGAUUUAUUUCAAAUGUGUUAAAUAAUUGUGCAUACUCGUGCCCUGUCUCAGAAUCGCCACUAAGGUGUUAUUGGACCGCAGUGCCCCCAAGGUUUCUUUAUUUUCUCCGCUGAAUUGUAUGAGUAGUUUGAGGAAGAGAACGAAAUGCGGAACGCAUGCGCCCUCUAGAGCGUGCGAAAUCGACGCAAGAUAAAGGUCUACAUUUGCGCGAGAGCCCGCUGUUCUCGCUACCUGUUGGUUGGAUUCGUCGUGACGUAAACGGAUGUUUAAACUGUCGCAUUUCCUCGUUGCCACGCAGUAACCGGGUUUAUGGGUUUAUUUCAGACUAUAUCAGGAUAGUGUCUCGGGGCCGGGUUUCAUUUGUCGCGUCGCGCGUCUCUGGUGUCUGCUUUACGUUUGCUGGCAUGUCAGAAGGCUCCGCUAGCGUCUUGUGUCAGGUCUCGGCAGCGAUGAAACCGCAGGUGGUGUUCGUGUUGGGGGGUCCCGGAGCGGGGAAGGGCACUCAGUGUGCCAAAAUCGUUCAGAAUUACAACUACACCCACCUAUCGGCCGGGGACCUUCUGCGGGAGGAGAGGAUCCGUGAGGGGUCAGAGUGUGGCCAGCUGAUCGAUAGCUAUAUCAAGGAAGGCAAGAUCGUACCCGUGGAGAUCACCAUCACCCUACUGAAGCAGGCUAUGGAGAAGAUCAUGCAGCAAGACCAAGAGAAGUACAACUUCCUGAUUGAUGGCUUUCCCCGUAAUGAGAGCAACCUACAGGGCUGGAACAAGGACAUGGAGGGCAAGGCAGACGUCAGAUUCAUUCUGUUCUUUGACUGCAGCAAUGAGGUGUGUGUCAGCAGGUGUUUGGAGCGUGGGAAGAACAGCGGGCGCACAGAUGACAACAGGGAGAGUCUAGAAAAACGUAUCCAGACGUACCUGACGUCUACGCGGCCAAUCAUUAACCAGUACUUAAAGCAGAGGAGGGUGCGAACGGUGGACGCUUCUCGCAGCGUGGAGGAGGCGAGUGCCGCCGUGCCUUGUGAAUCCACGACUCUCCAAACCGCCGUCGAUCCUGAAGUCUUCCAUCUGUCCUCCCUCAGGUGUUCGCUGACGUGAAGAGAAUCUUCGAAAUGGAGGGGUAGAUGCUCUCAUCAUCCUAUUGCCCCACACCGCACAUUGACUCGCAUCCCUCUGUGGGAUGCGUGGGGCAAGUGGUGCUGUGAUGCGUGUGCGUGUGUAUGAGUGCGUGUGUGUCCGUGUGUGGUGCUGUGUUGCGUGUGCGUGUGUAUGAGUGCGUGUGUGUCCGUGUGGUGCCUGCAUGUACACUAUGCUCUUUCUCUGCUAUGAGAACAUUGCCCUGCCUUGUCCUGCCUGGGCACCUAUACCAAAAAACCAGCUUCCCUUUAGAAUUUAAACAUUGUAGACUUUGUUGUAGAUCAGCCUGGCAUUUCUGAGACCAUGGGCUUCGGUAAUGACAGCGUCAGGGGCAGCUUAUAGAAAAUAGCAGAGUAUGUGUGUGUGUGUGUGUGUGUGUGUGUGCAUCACAUUAAAACUGGCAGCAUAUCAACUCUGCUUGACUGGCAGUAUAACGAGGAACCAAAUAUAAAACCAAGGGGCUUGACUUUGCCCGUCCUGCCUGCCUCCUGCUCCUGACAUCUCCUCUCUGACACUUCUUGCUGUCUGAUGAUCAUGGAGCAGAGCGGAUCGCCAACGUGCCAUCAGAAGAUUAAGGGCGUUUGCAUGCGCCUCUCUUGUGGAACUUGUGUAUUUAAAGCUGCUGUUGGACCCCUUUCCAGCCGUGGGUACCACUGUGCCCAGUUUCGGUGCCCGUCCACACCACACCUCCCUCCCACCGCACUGAACUGACCCCAAAUAGUUUUUUUUUUUUUUUUUUUAACGUUGCGUGAGUCUCUGUCAAAACCAUGGAAAAAAAAAAACAUUUGAGGAUGAACCAGUUUGUUAAACUUGAAUGUUUAUAUUUUUAAAUGAGGAAAAACUUAAAAGAAAUAUUUUCUGAAUGUGUAAAAUAUACCUUUUCCCUUC